Molecule: messenger RNA, 2319 nt
Organism: Leptosia nina
Lineage: Eukaryota; Metazoa; Arthropoda; Insecta; Lepidoptera; Pieridae
Source: the annotation of a GenBank genome assembly
AUGUAUAAAGGGUUUUCACGCAUAUGGACUAUUUAUUGUACAGAUAGAUUACAACCAUGUUUUUCUCCGUUUGUUGGUAGGGUUUUAUGCUCGCGUAAUGGAAAACUUGGUGGUAUAGGUUAUGUUUCCAAAAGAACUAAAAAGCACGAUAAGGGUGGCCCGUCAGCGUUGUUUGUUCCUGUGCCAGUAAAACCUAAUCCUGAUGAUAUAAAUAUAGGAGAGGAAUUCACUGGAAGGUUAAAGAAACAAGACUUACUGAAAAUUUUGAAUAAAUUCUAUCAAAAGGCUGAGGUUAGGGUUUUGGCAUCAGAGAAUGGUAUAGAUGACCAAUUACUACAUCAGGCCUUUCUUUCAUUUAGGAGGCAUUGUUUAGAACAUGAUUUACCACCAGAUUUACACAUAACCAUAAGUGAUAUACUUGUUGGUGCAGGUCACGUUGAUGACCUUUUUCCAUAUUUUCUUAGACAUGCUAGACUUGCAUUUCCACAUUUAGACUGUUUAGAAGAUUUAAAGAAAAUAUCAGACUUAAGAACACCAGCCAAUUGGUAUCCUCAAGCUCGUAAUAUGAACAGGAAGAUAAUAUUCCAUGCAGGACCAACAAAUUCGGGUAAAACUUACCAUGCUAUGGAAAAGUAUUUAACUUCUAAAUCUGGCGUUUAUUGUGGACCACUUAAGCUUUUAGCCACAGAAAUAUAUCACAAAUCUAAUAAGCGAGGUACCCCUUGUGACUUAAUAACUGGUGAAGAAAGACGGCAUGCAACACAGUACAAUACUCUGCUAGACAAUGAGGAAGAAAAAACAAGUGAACAGAGUCUGUUGUUAGAUGAACCAGAAUUGACGCCCUCAAAACAUGUAGCUUGUACUGUGGAAAUGACAUCACUGAAUGAUACUUAUGAAGUAGCAAUUAUUGAUGAAAUUCAAAUGAUCGGGGAUAGAGGAAGAGGUUGGGCUUGGACAAGAGCAGUUUUAGGUUUACAAGCAGAGGAAAUACAUUUAUGUGGUGAGGCUGGAGCGAUAAAUUUAGUUGAAGAAAUCUGUAAUACUACAGGUGAAGAAAUGGAGAUACGUUCCUAUAAAAGACUAACAGAACUGAAGGUGGAGGAUUCUUCGUUGGGCUCGCUCGAUAACGUGCGGGCAGGCGAUUGUAUUGUGUGUUUUAAUAAGAACGACAUAUACAGUGUUAGUCGAGCCAUAGAACAGAGAGGUCAUGAAGUAGCUGUGAUAUAUGGAAGUCUGCCGCCUGGUACUAAGUUAGCUCAAGCCAAUAAGUUCAAUGAUCCGGAUAGCUCUUGCAAGAUCAUGGUGGCAACAGAUGCUAUUGGCCUUGGUAUCAAUUUGAGUAUAAGAAGAAUCAUAUUUUAUUCCCUGAUAAAACCGGUUGUCAAAGAUGACGGAGACAAAGAAAUGGACGUAAUUAGUAUAUCCCAAGCUUUGCAAAUCGCCGGUCGAGCAGGCCGAUAUGGCAGCGCUUGGGAGACGGGGUACGUAACCACGUACAAGGCGGAGGAUUUACCCACUCUCAAAACGUUGCUAUCCCAAUCACCUGACCCGGUUACACAGGCGGGUCUACACCCCACGGCCGAACAGAUGGAGUUGUACGCUUAUCACCUACCGCAUGCCAGCUUGAGUAGUCUUAUGGACAUAUUCGUCCACCUGUGUACAGUCGACGAUUCCCUAUACUUCAUGUGCAACACAGAAGCGUUCAAGUUCCUUGCGGAGAUGAUACAACAUGUGCCGCUGCCGCUCCGCGCUAGAUACGUGUUCUGUUGUGCGCCUAUCAAUAACAAACUGCCCUUUGUUUGUGCUACCUUCCUUAAGAUGGUACGUCAAUACAGUCGUAACGAGCCGUUAACUAAGAAUUGGUUGAGCAAUGCGGUCGAUUGGCCUCUACCUGCGCCCAAAACCAUUAUGGAUCUUGUGCAUUUGGAGGCUGUAUUUGAUGUUUUAGAACUAUACUUAUGGCUUAGCUAUAGAUUUCCAGACAUGUUUCCCGAUGUUAAACUAGUCCGGGAAAUAGAGACAGAAUUAGAUGCUAUUAUACAGCAAGGCAUCUUCCAAAUUACUAGGCUAUUAAGAAACUCAGAACAAGUACUACGCGAUGGCUCCGAGCUGGAAGAGAUCGGAAAAGGGAAGAGGAGUGGAAAAGUGAUACGACCACACUUCAGGCCUGGAGACGAGGCGAAGGGAAAACUGUCUGAAAUGCUCGUAGCUAAGGGUUUGAUAACGCCGCAAAUGUUAAAAAAAUUGCAACAAGAGCUGACUAACGAUAAACAGGAGAAGAUUAUUAGAAGCAAAAUAAAUAGGAACAGGAGGAAAUAG